AUGCCACCCAAAGGAAAAGGAAAGAAGAACGCCCCCAAGCCCUGCAUUCGGUGUCCCACGAGACCGAUUGCUGAUUAUUGCAAUGCCACGCACAAGAAGGACCUCAGCAAAUGCCAGGCCCAAAAGGACAACAGCACCAACGAAAUGUGGCGCGGCUUCAUCGAUGCUCCAAUCGACAAUCCCUCCACCAUCCUACCUUCCAACGCUGAGUGCCAAGCUGCCAUCGACCAGGCUGUCAGCAUCGACGCCGCUGCCAGAACCACCGUCGGACCAGACAACUUCGCGGACGACGACGCUUUCGAGGAGGCCGUCACCGCAGAGAUCGCAAAGCAAAAUGCGGAGUACAGCACGUCGGUCCCCCUCUCCAAGCAGCUUCUGGAAUAUGCCUUCGAUCAAGUUCACCGCUCGGCACACGAUGAGGCCAAGCCCAAGAGCGCUGGCAAACAGAAGAUCAAGCCAUCAGCUCAGAGCAACGAGCCGGAAGCCAGCACCACGAAGGCACUUCAAGAGCUUACCAUUCAAGAGAAUGUGCCGGAAGCAAGCGCCACAAAGGACUCUGGUGUUUCGGAGAGCACUCAAGCUUCUGAGACUGACGGCAAACUCGACAUUUCCAGUCUCGGCAUCACAGACUUGCCAGUUACCCUCCAUCACUGCGGCGACUUGAAAGAAUGCAUGAAAGGCUAUCGGCGCGACGAGAACGAGCCCAGUAGUCUGUGGUGGGCCUACAGAGAUGAGCCAGAUCAGACCACACCACAGAUUGCGCCGCUGCUCCCCACAGAGCAAUCUUGUCAGAAGUUCCUAGCCAUGGUGGAGGAGAAGAACAAGGUGUGGAUUGAAGAAGCACGAGAGAAGUACCCUGCAGAUCUCGAGCUUCAGAUCAACUCCGUUUGUCUUGACCGAGACCGGCACAGGCACGACGGACGGUUCAUCACAAGGCAGAUGCUGGAGCAUGCCGCAAACACGUGCUAUGGUCCUCCAGUUGACGACUCGCUGUCUGAUGGAGGUGCAGAUGGACAGCAUCGUGCGCAAGAUCAAGGAAAUGCACCAACCGCAGACGGAGAUCAGACUGCCUCCGGCGAGACCACUGCCAGCACCGGCACUCUUCCAAAGGAGAUUCCUGAGAACAGCUUGUACAGUGCUUCUCGGCCCCAGCAGAGUGCCACCACAGCUACCGCCCAGUCUUCAGGCACGUUGGUCACCAACCACUUCAAGGUCACAGUCAGCGGAAAUCGAAGCCUCUACGAGUACCAGGUCGUCGGGCUUCACGAGAAAGACCUGAACCUUUCCAGCCCAAAGAAGAAGGUCUUGAUGGAGCGAUUGAUCGAGUUGUCCGGCAAGUUGAACAACAAUCGAGACUCCUUUGCAUUCAACAAGGAAGGCAGAAUCAUUGCUUGGACUCCGCUUGAUCAGAACCAGCAGGUUGACCAAUCGAUUGAGAGCAUCCAAGUGCCCGACUACAACAAGAAACAGGCAUCUGGGCAAGUAUCUCGCCAUCUCCGACUGGACAUCCUGUUCAAACGCCAGAUCAGUCUCGAGCAAUUCAAUCGAUACGCACAAGGCCAGAAUCCAGGCUACCAAGAGCGUGGCACGGCGCAAGCAAUAGACAUGCUUGUCAGUCACGGCGUUGCUCAAAAUGCAAAGUCUUCGACUGGUCAGAAUCAAAUCUUCCAGAUUGGCGACAAUCACUUCUUCUUGGCGUCUACGGCUAGAGACUUCAAUAAAUGGGGCAUGAUCGCUCUUCAAGGCUUUUCAAACAACCUCAAGGCUGGUCAGGGCAAUCUGCUUCUCAAUGUCAACACUGCUUUCAGUGUCUUCUACAAACACCAAGAUGUCGCUGCGUACCUUGCUCACUUCAACACGAACCACAUGAGCAUACCAGGCGACAAGAACGCGACGAACCAUCUCGUUGGUUUGCGAGUGCGCAUCAAGUACAAUCGUGCCAAGUCGAGUGACAAGGACAAGUCGCUUGACGACGACAAACGCCGGACGAAGACCAUUACUGGGUUCUCAACGACGUCUGCGCGUGCCACGAAGUUCGAAGACAUGGAGAAGAAACAGCAGGUCAGUGUCUGGGAUUUCUUCCAUGCGAACCAUCCAGCAGAAGCCAGCCGCAGCAACCCCAACCAGAUUUGCGUCAACACUGGAAGCACCGAUCCAGGCAAAGGAUGCUGGUAUCUUCCUGAUCAGCUGGAGGUCUUGCCUGGUCAGAUCUAUCGCAGAACGUUGGACACCGUCCACCGUGACAUGACAGGCGAGAUGAUCACAUUUGCAAGCAAAAAACCGGCGGAGAACCGGUCUACGAUAGAGCGGAUUGGUCUCACUGCACUUGGUCUUGGACGAACCCAGCAACAGCCGGCCGUAUUGCGUGGUUCGGGCAUUGCAAUUUCGUCCAACAUGAUGAGUGUCCCUUUCAGGCGCAUUCAGUCGCCAACCAUCCAGUACCGGUCUCAACGUAUCACGAACUUAUCAUCUUGGACUACGAGGAAUCAGAACUUCGUCAACACGCAGAACAAGCUGUACAAAGGGGUCAUCUUCACCUAUGCUCCUACUGCUACCAGACCCUCGAACAUGAAUGGUGUCAUGGCGGCUUUCAAGAGGGUCAUACCAAUGAAUGGCAUUGAUUUGAGGCCGCAAGUUGUCCGAGGGGGAGUUGCAGGAACGGCCGCGUUCUUGAAAGGACCGGAGGGCAAGUCAGCAGACCUCCUUGUCAUGGUGUUGUCUGGCCCUACAACGCGAGAAGCAUACGCAUCGUUCCGUUCUAUCGUCGACCAGGAGUGCGGAAAGCCAUCUCUUGUGCUGAAUGCGGAUACCAUGAAAGACAAGGAUCAGAAUCCUUACAUGGCAGGCAAUGCCAUGAAGGUCAAUAUUCGUAUUGGCAACGAGAACCACCUUGUUCAAGGAGGUUUCAACGCACUCCUCGCGGGGGCAGAUUGCGACACAUUGGUUCUGGGAGCUGACCUGAUCCACCCAAAGCAGAACAGUGUCAAGCCCAUGCCGACGAUUGCUGCUCUUGUUGGAAGUGUCGACGGGAGAUUCGCCACGUUCCUCGGAUCUGCUCGCCGCCAGGAGAGAGGCAAAGAGUACAUCGACUCCACCAGCAUGACGAGCAUGGCAACCGAACGUAUUGCCGCUUGCAAGAAUAAGAAUGGCGGCAGAGCACCUGCUCGCAUUCUUUACUACCGAGACGGUACCGGGAAGACUCAGUUCCAAGAUGUCCACACAUAUGAGAUUCAGGCCAUCAAGACUGCAUGGGAGAACGAAACCCGCGACAAAACCCUUCGUCCGCUGCAGAUGACCACGGUCAUGUGGGAACGGAAGCAGGACGGGCAACUGCCACUCGUGGAUCGAGUCAUCACGUCUCCGGAGAACUUCGACUUCUUCCUUCAAUCCCACGACGUCGUCACCACAGGCACAUCAGCCAAACCAACCCACUACGUCGUCCUGGAGAACGGCAUGAAUCUGAGCGAGCACAACCUCCAAGAUCUCACCAACAGCUUCUGCUACAAUUUCGCCCACUCCACCAACGCCGUCUCCUACGCCUCCCCCGCUUACUUCGCCGACAAACUCUGCGAGCGCGCCAGCUUGUAUCUGUGGAAGUACUUUGACAACCACAAGGAGGUCUGGGAUGAGACCGUCGAAGUUCUGCAGGAUGCAAUCGAGAGAGCCUGGGAGAAGGGCGGCCAGGGACCCAACGGCAACCCUUGGCACAAGAACCUCAACGACAAGAUGUUCUGGAUGUGA
Molecule: messenger RNA, 3741 nt
Organism: Zasmidium cellare ATCC 36951
Lineage: Eukaryota; Fungi; Ascomycota; Dothideomycetes; Mycosphaerellales; Mycosphaerellaceae
Exons: 3
Coding region: 1-3741 (1246 amino acids)
Molecular function (GO): protein binding; nucleic acid binding
Source: RefSeq, a predicted model, not a curated record